Messenger RNA from Panthera uncia (snow leopard), 983 nucleotides. RefSeq names its product olfactory receptor 4P4-like. The coding region runs from base 1 to 936 and encodes 311 amino acids. The transcript has a single exon. NCBI's taxonomy places the organism in Eukaryota, Metazoa, Chordata, Mammalia, Carnivora, Felidae. The record is from RefSeq and is a predicted model, not a curated record. Gene Ontology annotation, biological process: G protein-coupled receptor signaling pathway. Gene Ontology annotation, molecular function: G protein-coupled receptor activity; olfactory receptor activity. Gene Ontology annotation, cellular component: membrane.
AUGGGAAGUCAGAGGAACAUCUCAGAAUUCAUUCUUUUGGGACUUUCCUAUAACCAGAACAUACAAAUUUUUUGCUUUGUAUUCUUCUUGUUUUGUUAUGUUUCCAUUUUGGUGGGAAAUCUCUUAAUUCUCGUCUCCAUUCGAUGCAGUGCCCUUUUUUACCAGCCAAUGUACUAUUUCCUCGGUCACUUAUCCUUUAUGGACAUUUGCUACACCUCCUGUGUGACACCCAAACUGAUAGGUGAUCUGCUGCUGGCCAGAAAAACCAUCUCUUAUGGUAAUUGCAUGUUACAGGUCUUUUCCUUACACUUUUUGGGAAUGAUUGAAAUCUUCAUCCUUACAGUCAUGGCCUUUGAUCGCUACGCUGCCAUCUGCAAACCUCUCCACUACCUGCUUAUCAUGAACAGAGCAAGGUGCAAUCUCCUAGUCUUGGCUGCUUGGGCUGGUGGGGCCGUCCAUUCUUUUUCUCAGUUUUCUAUGAUAUUCCAGUUGCCUUUCUGUGGCCCCAACGAAAUCAAUCACUACUAUUGUGAUAUCUUCCCUUUGCUGAAAGUUGCUUGUACUGAUACCUACAUCACUGGUGUCCUUGUGGUUGCCAAUUCAGGUCUGGUCGCUUUAGUGACCUUUGUUCUCUUGUUUGGGUCUUAUGUUGUCAUAUUAUUCACUUUAAGACAUCAGUCGGCUGAAGGAAGACGCAAAGCCCUCUCCACCUGUGGGUCUCAUAUCACUGUGGUCGUCUUAUUUUUUGGGCCUUCAAUCUUUGCCUACCUUCGACCUCCGACCACGUUCCCCGAGGACAAGAUAUUCGCUCUAUUUUACACCAUCAUCGCUCCUAUGUUCAAUCCCUUAAUCUACACCCUGAGAAAUACAGAGAUGAAAAGCGCGAUGAGAAAAGUUUGGUUUCAAAUGAUAUUUUUAGAAGAAAAACACAAUUGAUUUGUCCUAUUCAAUAUGCUAAAAAGUUUAUGCAGGAGUAAAAGUGG